GACUUGCCGGUGCAUUUGAACGCUCACUCCCAAACCGCCUCGCAGUCGAUCCUCCUCACAAACUCACGCCGUGUGAUAUAAAUCUCCAAACAUCUCUUCAAAACUUGUAGUUUCCAUUCCAAUCUCGCCGCUCAAGGAUUUUAUAUCCGGAUACUGGUUUUUUCUAGCGUGGUUUCGUUGAAUGGAAUCGAGACCUGGUUUGUACAACUAUUUGUCGAUUUAUAAGGGUUUGUCGAACUAGACUUGGUUGAUUAGAGAUGGCACAUUUAGGUGGUGGUGCUGAGGCGCAUGCCCGGUUUAAACAGUAUGAAUACAGAGCCAACUCGAGCCUUGUGUUGACAACUGAUUCUCGGCCAAGAGAUACGCAUGAGCCAACUGGGGAGCCUGAGUCUUUGUAUGGGAAGAUAGACCCCAAGAGUUUUGGUGACCGUGCUUACAGAGGGAGACCUGCAGAGUUGGAUGAGAAAAUCACCAAGUCCAAGAAGAAGAAGGAACGUGAACCAUCAUCACUUGCUUCUGCUGAAGCUGGGAAUAACAGACAGAGCAAGAGGCGGCGUCUUCAAGAAGAGAGUGUCCUUACAUCAACAGAGGAAGGUGUUUAUCAGCCAAAGACGAAAGAAACUCGAGCUGCAUAUGAGGCAAUGCUUAGUGUCAUACAGACACAAUUGGGUGGUCAGCCUUUGAAUAUUGUCAGUGGUGCUGCAGAUGAGAUAUUGGCUGUGCUGAAGAAUGAUACUUUGAAGAACCCGGACAAGAAGAAGGAUAUUGAGAAAUUGCUAAACCCUAUACCGAGCCAGGUGUUUGACCAGUUAGUCUCUAUUGGGAGGCUUAUAACAGAUUUUCAAGAUGCAGGCGGUGAUGCUGCUGGUUCUAAUGCUGCAAAUGGUGAAGAUGCUCUUGAUGAUGAUGUUGGUGUAGCUGUUGAAUUUGAAGAGAAUGAAGAGGAUGAUGAAGAGAGCGAUCUUGAUAUUGUACAGGAAGAUGAUGACGAGGAAGAAGAUGAUGUUUUGGACAGAGAUGGGAACAAUGCUAUGCAAAUGGGUGGGGGUAUGGAUGAUGACGACUCACAAGAAGCUAAUGAGGGUAUGACGCUUAAUGUACAGGACAUUGAUGCUUAUUGGCUUCAGAGGAAGAUCUCCCAGGCUUAUGAGCAGCAGAUUGAUCCACAGCAAAGCCAGAAGCUUGCUGAAGAGGUACUGAAGAUUCUUGAAGAAGGUGAUGACCGUGAAGUCGAAACGAAGCUAUUGGUGCAUCUUCAGUUUGAUAAGUUCAGUCUGAUAAAGUACCUUUUGAGGAACAGACUGAAGAUUGUGUGGUGUACCCGUCUUGCAAGGGCUGAAGAUCAAGAACAAAGGAAGCAAAUUGAAGAACAAAUGAUGGGACUGGGGCCUGAUUUGGCUGCAAUAUUGGAACAACUGCAUGCCACAAGGGCAACAGCAAAAGAGAGGCAGAAGAACUUGGAGAAAAGCAUAAGAGAAGAAGCAAGGCGGUUGAAGGAUGAGAGUGGUGGUGGAAAUGGUGAUCGUGGUCGAAGGGAUGUUGUUGACAGGGAUGCUGAGAACGGUUGGUUAAAUGGUCAAAGACAGUUGCUUGAUCUUGAGAGCAUUGCGUUUCAGCAAGGUGGACUUUUGAUGGCAAAUAAGAAGUGUGAGCUUCCUUUAGGCUCUUACAGAAAUCACAGCAAGGGGUACGAAGAGGUUCAUGUGCCAGCAUUGAAACCCAAACCACUUGCUCCUGAUGAGAAGCUUGUAAAGAUCUCUACCAUGCCAAGCUGGGCACAACCAGCUUUUGAGGGGAUGAAUCAGUUAAAUAGGGUUCAGAGUAAAGUUUAUGAGACAGCUCUGUUCAAAGCAGACAAUCUUUUACUCUGUGCCCCCACUGGAGCAGGGAAGACCAAUGUUGCUAUGCUCACAAUUCUGCAACAGAUAGGUUUGCAUAUGAAUGAGGAUGGUACGUUCAACCACAAUGACUACAAGAUUGUCUAUGUGGCACCAAUGAAAGCCCUUGUUGCUGAAGUUGUUGGUAACCUGUCCAAUCGUUUGAAGCACUAUGGUGUCACUGUGAUGGAGUUGAGUGGAGAUCAGUCUUUGACCCGUCAACAAAUUGAAGAAACACAAAUCAUUGUCACCACUCCAGAAAAAUGGGAUAUUAUCACUAGAAAAUCCGGAGAUCGGACUUACACUCAACUUGUUAAGCUUCUAAUUAUUGAUGAAAUUCAUCUUCUGCAUGAUAACAGAGGACCUGUUCUGGAGAGUAUUGUGGCAAGAACUGUUAGACAAAUUGAGACCACAAAGGAACAUAUUCGGUUGGUUGGGCUAUCUGCAACACUUCCCAAUUAUGAUGAUGUUGCGUUAUUUAUGCGAGUUGACUUGGAGAAAGGCCUGUUUCAUUUUGACAAUAGUUACAGACCUUGUCCACUUGCUCAACAAUAUAUUGGAAUCACAGUAAAGAAGCCAUUGCAGAGAUUUCAGUUGAUGAAUGAUAUUUGUUAUGAAAAGGUGAUUGGAGUGGCUGGAAAGCAUCAGGUGCUUAUAUUUGUGCAUUCACGGAAAGAGACAACAAAGACUGCACGGGCAAUUAGAGACACAGCUCUUGCGAAUGACACCCUGGGGAUCUUUUUGAAAGAAGAUAGUGCAAGUCGUGAAAUUCUCCAUGAACAUACUGAGCUGGUGAAAAGCAAUGAUCUUAAGGAUCUGUUGCCUUAUGGUCUUGCAAUUCACAAUGCAGGAAUGGCUAGGGCUGAUCGUCAACUUGUUGAGGAACUGUUUGCUGAUGGACACAUUCAAGUACUUGUUUCAACCGCUACUCUUGCAUGGGGUGUGAACUUGCCAGCCCACACUGUGAUUAUCAAAGGAACCCAGAUUUAUAAUCCAGAAAAAGGAGCCUGGACAGAGCUUAGUCCUCUAGAUGUCAUGCAGAUGUUAGGUCGUGCAGGGAGGCCACAGUUUGAUACUUAUGGUGAAGGAAUCAUUAUAACUGGACACAGUGAGCUGCAGUACUAUCUUUCCUUGAUGAAUCAACAGCUUCCUAUUGAAAGUCAAUUUGUGUCCAAAUUGGCUGAUCAGUUGAAUGCAGAAAUAGUCCUUGGAACCGUGCAGAAUGCAAAAGAAGCCCUCAAUUGGCUUGGUUACACUUAUUUAUACAUUCGUAUGGUGCGCAACCCUACACUUUAUGGUUUAUCAGCCGAUGCUCUGACAAGAGAUCUUUUACUUGUGGAUAGGAGAGCCGAUCUGGUCCAUUCUGCAGCUACAAUACUGGAUAAAAACAAUCUGGUGAAGUAUGAUAGAAAAAGUGGGUAUUUUCAGGUUACUGAUUUGGGUCGAAUCGCAAGUUACUACUACAUAACUCAUGGAACGAUUGCUACUUACAAUGAGCAUUUGAAGCCCACCAUGAGUGAUAUUGAGCUUUGCAGAUUAUUUUCACUGAGUGAGGAGUUCAAAUAUGUAACAGUAAGACAAGAUGAGAAGAUGGAACUUGCAAAGCUUUUGGACCGUGUUCCUAUUCCCAUCAAGGAAAGUUUGGAAGAACCCAGUGCAAAGAUCAAUGUCCUACUCCAGGCAUAUAUUUCUCAGUUAAAGCUUGAAGGACUUUCUUUGACAUCUGACAUGGUGUUCAUAACUCAGAGUGCGGGACGUCUUAUGCGUGCUCUUUUUGAGAUUGUAUUGAAAAGAGGGUGGGCCCAGUUAGCCGAGAAAGCCUUGAACUUGUGCAAAAUGAUUAACAAGAGGAUCUGGAGCGUACAAACCCCUUUACGUCAAUUUCACGGGAUUAAAAAUGACAUAUUGAUGAAACUGGAGAAGAAGGAUUUGGCAUGGGAAAGGUAUUAUGAUCUGUCAUCACAGGAGCUGGGAGAGCUUGUUCGAGCCCCUAAAUUGGGGAGAAAUCUUCACAAGUGCAUUCACCAAUUCCCAAAACUUAAUCUUGCAGCACAUGUUCAACCAAUCACCCGCACCAUCUUGAGGGUGGAACUCACUAUCACUCCAGAUUUUCAGUGGGAAGACAGGAUUCAUGGGUAUGUGGAGCCGUUUUGGGUGAUUGUAGAAGAUAAUGAUGGAGAAUACAUACUCCAUAAUGAGUAUUUCUUGUUGAAGAAACAAUACAUUGACGAGGACCACACUUUGAGUUUCACAGUCCCGAUUUAUGAACCUUUGCCACCUCAGUACUUUAUUAAGGUUGUCUCGGACAGAUGGCUUGGAUCCCUGUCUGUUUUGCCCGUUUCUUUCCGCCACCUAAUCUUACCGGAGAAGUACCCUCCACCAACGGAGCUGCUGGACUUGCAGCCACUUCCUGUGACUGCAUUGAGAAAUCCGUUAUACGAAGCACUUUAUCACGAAUUUAAACACUUUAACCCUGUCCAAACCCAAGUCUUCACAGUACUUUACAACACUGAUGACAAUGUGUUGGUUGCUGCUCCAACUGGCAGCGGGAAGACCAUAUGUGCAGAGUUUGCAGUUUUAAGGAACCAUCAGAAAGUUUCAGAGGGUGUCAUGCGUGCUGUUUACAUUGCUCCUGUCGAAGCACUUGCCAAGGAGCGUUAUAACGAAUGGAAAAAGAAAUUCGGAGAUGGUCUUGGGCUGAGGGUGUGUGAGUUGACUGGGGAAACAGCCACAGAUUUGAAGCUUCUUGAAAAAGGGCAGGUGAUAAUCAGCACUCCUGAUAGAUGGGAUGCUUUGUCUCGUAGAUGGAAGCAGCGAAAGCAUAUUCAGCAAGUAAGUCUUUUUAUUGUUGAUGAGUUGCAUUUGAUUGGGGGUCAAGGUGGGCCAGUGUUGGAGGUGAUUGUCUCUAGGAUGAGAUACAUUGCUAGUCAAGGUCAUAACAUUCGAAUAGUGGCACUAUCCACUUCACUUGCUAAUGCCAAAGAUUUAGGGGAAUGGAUUGGGGCCACAUCACAUGGUCUUUUCAAUUUCCCACCAGGUGUUAGACCUGUACCUUUGGAAAUCCAUAUUCAAGGUAUAGACAUAGCUAAUUUUGAAGCCAGAAUGCAGGCCAUGAGCAAGCCUACUUACACUGCUAUUGUCCAACAUGCCAAGAAUGGAAAACCAGCCAUCGUCUUUGUUCCCACAAGGAAACACGCGCGGUUAACAGCUGUGGAUCUGAUGACAUACUCGAGUGCUGAAAGUACAUAUGAGAAUGGAGAGAAGCCUUUGUUCUUACUUCAAUCUGAAAAUGAGAUAAGCCCAUUUAUUGAGAGGAUUAAAGAACCCAUGUUGAAGGAAACUCUGGUAUAUGGUGUUGGAUAUCUGCAUGAGGGUCUAACAACAACUGACCAAGAUAUAGUCAGGACACUGUUUGAAACUGGUUGUAUUCAGGUAUGUGUGAUGAGUGGUACCAUGUGUUGGGGGGUUUCUCUUCGUGCUCAUUUGGUGGUGGUUAUGGGAACACAGUACUAUGAUGGCCGGGAAAACGCACACACUGAUUAUCCAGUUACUGAUCUUCUUCAGAUGAUGGGCCAUGCAAGUCGGCCUCUUGUGGACAAUUCUGGUAAAUGUGUCAUUUUUUGUCAUGCACCACGUAAGGAAUACUACAAGAAGUUCUUAUUCGAAGCAUUCCCAGUUGAAAGCCAUCUGCAUCACCACCUACAUGAUAAUCUGAAUGCUGAGGUGGUUGUUGAAGUGAUUGCCAACAAGCAAGAUGCUGUUGAUUAUCUGACCUGGACAUUCAUGUACAGGAGGCUAACACAGAACCCGAAUUACUACAAUCUUCAAGGUGUGAGUCAAAGGCAUCUCUCGGAUCACCUGUCUGAACUUGUGGAGAACACUUUAAGCGAUUUGGAAGCGAGUAAAUGUGUUACGAUUGAAGAUGAUUAUGAUCUUUCCCCUUUGAAUCUUGGUAUGAUUGCUUCUUAUUAUUACAUCAGCUACACUACAAUAGAACGGUUCAGUUCUUCUUUGACCACCAAGACAAAGUUGAAGGGGCUUUUGGAGAUUCUGGCUUCUGCUUCAGAGUAUGAACAACUUCCGGUACGCCCUGGAGAAGAGGAAUUGAUACGCAGGUUGAUCCAUCAUCAGAGGUUUUCUUUUGAGAACCCGAAAUACGCGGACCCACACGUGAAGGCGAAUGCACUGCUUCAAGCUCACUUUGCUAGACAAACGGUUGGUGGGAAUCUGGGUUCUGACCAGCAAGAAGUGGUGCUAUCUGCAAGCAGGUUGCUUCAGGCCAUGGUUGAUGUUAUUUCAAGCAACGGAUGGCUUAGCUUGGCUCUUCUGGCCAUGGAAGUGAGCCAGAUGGUGACACAAGGCAUGUGGGAGAGAGACUCUGUUCUGUUACAGCUGCCUCAUUUUACAAAAGAUCUAGCCAAGAGAUGCCAAGAAAACCCUGGAAGGAGCAUCGAGACUGUGUUUGACUUGGUGGAAAUGGAGGACGAUGAGAGAAGGGAGCUCUUACAGAUGUCGGAUCCUCAGCUCAUGGAUAUCGCAAAGUUCUGCAACCGUUUUCCUAAUAUUGAUUUGUCGUAUGAUGUGGUGGAUGGUGACAACAUUAGGGCUGGAGAGGAGUUCACUAUGGUGGUGACUCUUGAAAGGGAUUUGGAGGGUAGGACCGAGGUGGGACCGGUGGAUGCCCCGAGGUAUCCGAAAGGGAAAGAGGAGGGGUGGUGGUUGGUGGUUGGUGACACAAAGAGCAACCAGUUGCUUGCAAUCAAGAGGGUUUCGUUGCAGAGGAAGGCCAAGGUGAAGCUUGAUAACAUCACUGCCCCGAGUGAUGCUUUAGGGAAGAAGAGCUUUACUCUGUAUUUCAUAGCAGAGCAGUCAGGUCUUAGGGGUUCUCUGGUGAAAUGGUAUUAUAGGAGGAGUGGGUGAAGGAUUCUGAUUCUUGUAUCUUUACUUACACUUGGGUGGCAGGAGGUUCUACUGAUAAUGUAGUUAGUUCAUAGUUGUAUUGACUGCUGAGACUAGCGUGUAACUGUCUUGUCAUAUUUUUUGUUGCUUCUUCAAAGCAUAAAACAUAAUUUAUGGUUUAGGAAUGAAAUGUUAUGACCUUACCUUACCUUAGUUUUGGGAUAAUGAUCUUUCUGGGUUUUUAGAACAGGCAGGUUGAGGUUGUAUUAUUAUCAAACUACAACAAUUUACUUUUAAAAUAUGUCAUGGAAUGGGAUUUUUCUUUAAAGAGUCAAA
Lactuca saligna is the source of this 7112-nucleotide messenger RNA. Lineage: Eukaryota; Viridiplantae; Streptophyta; Magnoliopsida; Asterales; Asteraceae. The record is from the annotation of a GenBank genome assembly.